This is a messenger RNA of Carica papaya (papaya), 405 nucleotides long. NCBI's taxonomy places the organism in Eukaryota, Viridiplantae, Streptophyta, Magnoliopsida, Brassicales, Caricaceae. The record is from RefSeq and is a predicted model, not a curated record.
AUGUCAACUCCACUUAUGACAGUGUUCCCCACCAUACUUGAGCAGAAAACUGGGUUUCGUGGAUUUUUUUGGAAGGCAGCCAGAAUAGGUGAGCGUUUGAGUCCGUGGGUGGCUGUAGGAUGCUUCACGAUGGGUGUAUCUAUCAUAUUUUUCUGAGUAUCAAUUCUUUGUGCCUUGAGGAAGCUCCAGUUAUUUUGUUUGGUAGAUUUCAUCCUUGAUCAUUUUACUUGUAGUGCUGCCAAUUGAUUGUUUCUGUAUUCUGCUGGGAUGGGGAAAAAAGAUCAUUCGACUUAAAUGAUGGAUUGUACUUGAAGAUUUAUUGUGUUCUGGAUUGCAUAUGAAUUGGCUUGUUGAACAAAGAAUAGCUUAAGGAGUAUAUUAGCAGAAUAUGAGAUUUUUGAAUUA